ACACAGACCCCAAAGAUCUGUAAUUAUCCCAGGAUUGCUGUGGGGGUUUGCCUGCCUUUUUCUCGUUAUUUUGCAUGUGCGAGCCCAUGUGCAUUUGUUUGUGCCUGUGAUCCUUCUCCUUCUCCGCGUUUGUUGUCCCCACUUUGGUCCUGGAGGGCUGGUGCGAGAGCUCUCACGCAUGUGUGUUAAGUGGGGGGGGUCCGGCUGUGCCAAAAAAGAACUGCUGAAGAGUCCGAGGGAGGCGGGCAGGGCUAUUUUUGUUCGAAGCUGAUACUUUUUGCUUGGGUUGAAGUCGCUGCCUGGGAGAGGGCUCAGGUUAUUUCCCGAGGGGGGGCAGAAGUGGGCAGAAGAGACCUAAAAGUUAAACGAAGUCCCAAGAAGCAGCUAGAACAGCGAAGAAAAAGCAGGGGCCCCCCACAAGUGAAAAGUACACCCUCGGGCUGGGCCAGCUCCAGUACCCCGAAGCUUUCUUCAAUCUGCCAUCUGAACGGCAACUUUCUGAAACUGAUUAACACUCACCCCUGCCACCAUGACUGAGAUCACAGCAGAAGGUCACACAUCUACAACCACCACUGUGAUAGAUGGCAAAAAUGGAUCUGUGCCCAAGACAUCUGGAAAAGUACUGAAACGAUCAGUGACAGAAGAUAUUGUCACGACAUUCAGCUCUCCAGCUGCAUGGCUCCUAGUUAUUGCCCUAAUCAUUACCUGGUCAGCUGUGGCAGUUGUCAUGUUUGAUCUAGUGGAUUACAAAAACUUUUCAGCAAGCUCAAUUUCCAAGAUUGGCUCUGACCCUCUAAAAAUUGUCCAUGAUGCUGUGGAAGAAACUACAGAUUGGAUCUAUGGAUUUUUUUCUUUGUUGUCUGAUAUCAUAUCUUCUGAUGGUGAAGAAGAUGAUGAUGAUCAUGAUGGAGUUGACACUGAUGAAGGAGAAGAAGAAGAGCCUCCCUUGAAAAAAAAAGAAAUUCACAAAGAGAAGGCUGAAAAGCUGGAAAAACCUGAAAAGAAAAUCACACCUAAAGUAACUCACAAAGAAAAACCAGAAAAAGAAAAACCAGCAAAAGAAAAACCAGCAAAGGAAAAACCAGCAAAAGAAAAACCAGAAAAGAAAGCAAGUCACAAGGAUAAAGAUGAGAAAAAAGAAAAACCAAAAGCAAGAACACCACCAAAAGAUGAGAAGAAGAGCAAGGGCUCAAAAGCUGAAGAAAAGAGUAAGAAGGAAGUGAAAAGUGGAAAAUCAGAGAAGGUGAAGCAAGCUGAUGCCAAAGCAAAAAAAGUGGAGAAAACACCAGCUAAACCCAAAGGCAAGGAAGAAAAAGGAACUGAAGCUGUCUCAAAAAAUGAACAGAAAGAUCAGUUUGCAUUCUGUCGCUAUAUGAUUGACAUGUUUGCCCAAGGGGAUUUAAAACCAGGUCAAAGUCCAGCGAUACCUCCUCCACUACCUAUUGGGCAAGUUUCCCAGCCUGAACUGGCAACAUCAGCUCUUAAAGGAAAAGUAGAAGAAAAGAAGAGAACUCCUGAAAAGAAAAUAAUUUCUGAAACUGAUAAGGAAAAGGAAGAUGUCAAGAAGAAAACUUCUGAGAAGGAGGCUGUAGUUGAGGUUAAAAAAAAAGAGAGUGGGAGACCUUCUGAAGCCAGACCAGGGACUAUAAAAGUGGCUACACAAGGACCAUCCAAAAAAGAAGACAAGAAAGAAGGUUCUAAGAUAUCAAAGUCAGCAGAUGACCGUCUUAAGGAAAAAAAACAGGAAAAGAAAGACAAAUAUGUGGAAUCAGAAAAAUCUCCAACAAAAGAAUCUUCUGCCCCAAGUGAAAAACAAGUAAAAUCAAAAACUGAACGAAGCAAAGUAGUGGUUGCUGCUGCCUCAACAAAAAAAGGAGCCACGGAAAAGGAUGAAGAAAAAUCAAUCAAGGAAGACGAGCAAGGUAUCAACACCAUAUUUAUGUCAAGAGAAUUUGAAGCUUCAAAAACAAAAACUGGGAAGUCUGCUUUAGAAUCGAAAGAAAAAGAGCCUAUUAAGGGGAAAGAAAUAAAUGGUACAACUUCCCUAAAGGACAGAGAACCUAAUGUUAAGAAAGAAGAAAAGCCCACAAAAACAAGUUCAGAUAAAGAAGAAAAGCCCAUAAAGACAAGUCCACAGAAAGAAGAAAAGCCACUAAAACCAGGUACACGCAAAGAAGAAAAAACAGCAAAAUCAGCUACACAGAAAGAAGAAAAGCCAACAAGACUAGCAUCACAUAAGAAAGAAGAAAAAACAACAAAAUCAGUUCUAAACAAGAUUCAAAUACAUAGAAAAGAUACUCUGAGGAUUGGAAAGUGUCUUUCUCUAGCUAAACCAGUACAAAAAGUUAUCAAGCAGACAAAAGCUGCUACAACUUACAAAACAGCUGCUACAACUUACAAAACAGCUGCUGCUGCAACUUACAAAACAGAUAAGAAAAAAACAGAAAAACAUGAAAAGGAAUGUAAAGCUCCAAAGAAGCAGCCAAAAGAGCAGAAAGCAGACAGAAGAGGGAAAGAAAAUGUUCGGCCUUUCAAUGGGACAAAAGAAGUCUUUGAUGAAAUGCCAAAGAGAUCCAAAGCUGAAAAUGAAGACCCGAAUCACAUGAAUAGAGGAAAAGGUGAGCUAUGGAUGUCUCAGGAGAGAAGAGGAGAGAGAGAGACAGACAGAGACAGAGACAGACAGAGAGAGGACGAGAUUCUAACCAGGAAAAAGCAUUUAACCAGGUCCCAUCAGUUUCUUCCAGUGUUACUAUUUGGAUGGGUACACUGGGUACGGGUUCCACUUCCCUGUUACCCCAGCCCAUCAUCAUCAUGGGAGCUCUAGUCAUCCAAAGUCACCAGGAUUUAAACAUCAACGACAAUAGGCAUGCAUGUAUGGUCCUAUAAUCUUGUAAGAUUCUGAAUGUUAGAUCUUUCCGUGUGAUAUGCCAGAUACUGGCAGUGUAACCCAUAGGGUCACUUGUAUUUGCAAACAUUUUCGUUCCCCACCUGGUACUAUGAAAGAAUGUGGACAAAUUGACUGAAAAAAUUAGGCAUACUGAAAACACCUUAUGUCAAGACUGAUGCUCAAGGAGCUUCAGUCAAAUUGUGUGUUUUUUUUUUUAUUGUCAUGUGCAUUUAAUUACCUGUACAAUUCCACUUUCUUUUUCUUAGAGUACAGCUUUUUCUGUUAUAUGGACAAUUUUUCAAUCCUGUGUAAACUUAAGCUUUGAGUUACCCAGUAAGUUGGAACUAAAUAGCUAACCUUGUUUACACAUAUUUGUAUUUAAAACUAUUGAUAACAGAACCAGGCCAUCUUUACUACGCCAUUUUGUUUAAGAUUCUUAUAGACCUUUUUCAGUGCUCAAAGAAAAUGAGGAAUAUGCCAUAUAAUACAAUCCAACAAACAUUUAUUAUAUACCUAUUGUAUACUGUGAGCAUUAUGCUAGGUACAUGGGAUACAGAGACAAAUAUGAAGCAGUCCAUGCCCUUAAAAGGUAUACAUUCUACUAUCUAAUAAGCCCAUCUAUAUUUUAAAUUAUGUCAUAUUCACCAAUAGCACUACACAGUUCAUUUGGACCCUCCUUGUGAAUUAUUUGUUUCCUAAUUUUAGGAAAACAAAAUGUGGCUUUUACAGAUAGUUCUAGACAGUAUUACAUAGGGGGGAAAUGCCAGCUGAAAGAAACUUCACAGUAAUCACUGAGAAUAGGUAAUAUAUCAGCAAAAAUUUCCCUUCACUUUGAUAAAUCCUUUCAGAGGAGUUGGAGGAAUUUGUUCUCUCAAAGUGGAAAUACUUGAAUGUCAACAAAGAUGGAGGAAGGCACUUCAGAUGUAAGUGCUGCUCCUAGAGCAUUUUAUUUAUUUUUUUCAAGACAGUCAAUCAUCAGUUCUAGGGAAAAGGAUAACGUAACUUUGAAGAGUGUUUCACUAGAAAUGGGAUGUUGAUGGUUGUGCUCCCAUUUGGCCUCCCUAGAGCUGUGAAUACCAAUGUUUCUUGACCACAUUUCUCCAUGGAUUCUAAAAUCCAUAUAUCUGUGACCUUCCUAACACUUAAGGUUGUUAUCUGAUUUAUGACAAAGUAACUCUGAAAAUAGAGUUAUUCUUGUUACAACAACAUUAUUUCAAAGGUUUAAGGCAACCAGAAGUAACACUAGCUUUAGCAAACCAUUGACUUUCAUGGGAUCCAGAUGAUUAUGGUCCUGGAGGUCAGGAAACUAAAGAGUAGUUUAUAAAUCAAGUCACUAAGCAAGUGUCUUAUUCAUUGCCAUUAAUAAUUAUUCUAUGAAUAAUAAUUUUAAGCCAAAUGAUAAAACGUUCACACACUAAAUGUUACUAUUACAACUAAUCAAUCUUGAUUGCACUCCUUAUAGUAGGACCCAGAUUAGAUCAGUUGAAAACUAAAUUGACCUUCACAUUAAAGAGUAGCUAGUUCCUCUAAGGUAGAGUUGAAGUAUGUGGAUGGGAUAGUGUGUGAUGUUUACUCUGUAAACACCUCUGCCAUACCUCUUUCAUGUAUGAAUAGAAAUUUAGAGCUAAUUUUAUAGUACUUUGAAUUCGAAGACUUAAUAAGAUAACAUGAACUAGUGGAUAAAGAGCUGUAGUGGAUCCCAGGGUACUAGGAUUCUCUUUUCGAUGCUAUCUAAGAUAAAUCACAGGAUCUUCCUAACUCAUUUCCCCAUCUAUAAAAUGAGGAAUAAAAAGUUUUGCCAUAGUAUUUUCACAGAGAGGUUAAAGUGAAUAUGCUAAAGGACUGGCCAAGGAGUUUGAUUAUUUCAAAGAAGAACUCAAUGUAAUAACAAUUUAAAAUACUACCUUUUUUUAAAAAAACGAAAAUGGAUAUUCUCCAAUUAUUUUUUUUUCUAUGUUGCCCUUCUAGUUCUUUCAUUCUUACCCUGGGAUACAAAUGUAUUUUUAAAAGUAGACUAACAUCUAGUUCAUAUGACUAGAGUUUUGAUGAAUGAAUAGAUGAAGAAGAAUGUAUUAAGUAAUUUCUAUGUGUAAAGCAUUGAAUUAAGGGCUAUAGACAAAUAGAAAAGUAAGGCCGCUUCUGCUUUCAAGGAGCUCAAUUCAAAAGGAACAGAGAAAACGUGAAAGGUUUCAGCUGCAAGUUGGACGGAAAGAUCACCUGAAUAUAAGCAAAACAAAUUUAAUGAAAAGACUACACUGGACACAAGAUUUAUAAUAAAUCAAAAGUACCUCUACCAAUCAUAUUUAAUUUUUCCUAAUCAAAGCUAUUAUAUUUAAAUUAUUUUUGACAAAAUAAAUUACAAAGUCAUCUAUUGAUAUACUUUCUUCAAAAAGAUUUUCCUACUCCUUUUCAACCAUGUUUAUACAUUAUAAAAAAUAGGAUAAAUCUAUAACUACUUAAGAGUCUGCAUUCCUAAUAGAUCAGUCAUAACUCAUAUCACUUUGACCUUGAGGAUAUAAAGGUUUAAAAUUGAAUUAUGUCUCCAUCAUUGCUCAAGUGAUAUGUUCAUCCUACUUGCUCCUUAGAAUAACAAGAUAGGUCCUAAAGAAAAUCAUGCUCCAUUCUUCACCUUUAAAACUUUUGUUUCCCUUAAAUGCCACAAAUCAAAUUUACUUGAGAAAACAAGAGUUUCUUGCCUUCGCUGAGAUUAUUAUAUUCAGAAAAGCUUAGACUAUAGAAUGUUAGAAAAUAUAUGGAGUUUAGAGCUAUUAUAUAUGAAUGCUAUUAAACCUUAUUUUACAGAUUGGAAAUUUGUCAAGAUUGUCAAAUGAUUUCCCCUCCCCCACUUAGAUAACUAAUUAAUUAUAAAAUUCAAACUAGAAUUCAGAUUUUUUGACUCUGUCCCAUACUUUUUUUUUACUAUAUUGAUUCAUUUAAUUAAGUGAAUGUUUAUUAAAUAUAUAUUCUGUAAAAGACAGUUGAAAACCUGGCUGAUUUUGCACUAUGCUUAUAGAUAUGUUUUAUGUGUGCAUUAUCAGUAAUAUUUUAUUCUAAGAAUUUUAACUGCAAUUUGUUAGAGCUGAAAAGAUCCUUAGCUAUUAUAUAGGCUGUAAUCAUUCUACAGAAAAGAAAUCUAUGGAACAGAGAGGGAAAGUGAAUUGUUAAAGGUUGCAAAGCUAAAGAGAUUAUAUGCCAAAAGAAGUGAUAUUAUGCCAUUCUGUUGUUUUGAUAUUAUUUGCUAUUCCUUGUGAUUUCUAACCUGAUUGAACCUUCACCACUCAGACAGUAUUCAUAAAUAAUGGACUUGGAGAAGUACCUUCUUUCUAACUUCUAGAGAGCCUUUGUUCUUGUUGCUCUGCCUACGAUCAUGAUGUAAUAUAUUUUAAACUAACCAUUUUUUUCUCUGAAAGAAACUUCAGUUUAGUCAUUGAAGAACAAGAAGUGAAGUUUGUUCAUCUAUAUAAAAUUAUUGACAGAAUAAAUAGUAGUGGCAGAGAUGGAUCCUAUAAGAUACAUGGAUUAAGAGAGAAGACAACACAUUUUCAUAAAAAGAUACACCCCAAACAGACCCAGUCUAAAAUAAUAAUAAACAAGGAAUAUAAACAAUGGCAAAUGGCAUGGGAAUUACUUGCAUGCUAAGUGAUAAUUACAACAUAUUCUAACAUAUGUUAACAGGCACAACCUGUGUUUUGUUUCCAUAAAGCUGGUAGAUUAGCAAAGCAUUCCCUAAAAUGAAGUGCUACUGUGCCAUGUUAAGCAAUAUGCAUAGCUCAUUCUUUCAGCACAUUUUAUUCAAAAACCUGGUUGUCUGUAUUGGCUUUUGUACUGCCAAGGCUAAAUCAUUGAAUAACUUGUCAUCAAGUUAUGAUGGCAGCAUUUAAAAAUACUUGCAUCAUUUUUAUUGAUACACAAAACCCAUGUAAACAAAUAAACACAGGCUGUUCUUUCCAGGUCUACAUUUUUGGAGCAAUGAUUUGGAACUGAAGAGGGGGAAAAGAGCUAAGUCUUAAGUGUUACCUUAGCAGCUUGUCUAAAGCCCUUUCUCCAUACUGUUACAGGAUUUCUUUAGUCUACAAAAGAUGGGAUAUGCAGCCAAAUCACUUCCCAGGGUCCAUUGCUCUUCUCUCAAAUCAUUCUAAAUUUAGUCAGCAAUUACUAUUUGGGUUCUGUUGACAUAGCAUGAAGGGUCAACAAGAGGAGACCAGAAACUCAUUAGGAACCCAACAGAACAAUUAGGAAUUGAUCACUGAUGAAAAUUCACAGUUUCACUAGGGGGAAGAAAAGUGCUGGUAGUACCCUUCCUACAUAGACACAAUAAAUCAGCAGUAGCAGCAGCACCACAUUCAUCAAACCACUGAAACAGAAACCAGAAUAGAGCUUUACAACCCAGUUUUUUGAAAAUAAAGUUAGACCUGAAUGGCCAUUUGAGCUGGGAGAGUGUCUCACUUACCCCCAGGGUUCAGCAUGGCAUUUGGAGAUUCUUUGCAAUGGCUGACAGGUCAGUGCCCAGAAGUUUCAGCAAUACUUCAGUCUAAUGCCUGGCUAUAUCAUUCACACUAUUCUGAAGUUUCCUGUCAAAGAAUACUCCUUGUAUGUGAAUCACAUAUCCAUUUUCUCCCAUUUUGCCCAAUCCAAAAGAAGCCCCCUUCCCCACCAGGUAAAAGUAAUUGAAGGUAUGUUUCUGUUAGGAAACGUGUAUGAAAAUAUGUGGGAGUUGAAAAAAUAUAAAUGGAAGCAAGUAGAUUUCAUUGCAAUAAUGUUGCAUGCCAAAUGUAUUCUAUGUCCUCACAUCUAGUGUUAGAUCCACAUACCCAUGUUAAAAACAUUGUCUGCCAAAAUGUUUCCUUUGAUACUGAAACCGCAAUUAAUCAAUUCCUCAUCUUGGUUUCAUUGAUUCUUUUUUUAAAAACCCUUAACUUCUGCCUUGGUAUCAAUUCCAAGAUACAAGAGUGGCAAGGGCUAGGUAAUUGGGGUUAAAGUUAUUUGCCUGGGAUUGCAUAUCUAGGAAGUAUCUGAGGCCAGAUUUGAACCCAAAUCCUCUUGAUUCCAGGCCUGACACUCUAUCCACUCUGCUACCUAGCUGCCCUGUUUCAUUAAUUCUUGAAAAGCCAAGCAUAAUGAUAACUGAGAUGUUUGAGUAAAAUGCAUAGUUCAAUUGAAAGUGUUAAAAAUGACUACACAAAUUAUUGGACUCAGUUCCUUUUACUGAGCACACUAGUCAUAACUUUUUUUUUUGGUUGUAAAUGAAUGUUUGGGGUUCCAUUUCACCCCCAGACUCAUCAUUUCAUCUGUGUAGGGAAUCUCUGAUAUAAAAAAUUCCUAUACAUGUACAGAUGAUCAGUUCAGAGUUUUAGACAGUUACUUGAGAGUACUGAGAGUUUAAGUGCUUAUGCCCAUGAUCAUAUAGUUAAUAUGUAUCUGAGGCAGUACUUGAACCCAGUUCCAUCCUCCUGACUCUACUCUGCCUCAUAACAAAAUGAGUUAUUGUAUUUAAAUGAUCAACAUUUCCACAUACAUAUAGAAACUGCCAGAGCAGAGAAGGCAAAAGAAAAAUUAUAAUUUUAACAUUUUAAUUCCAGAAAUGCCGAAAGAAUGAACACUUUGACUUCAUAAUUAGGCAUUGGAAUAAUAGAAAUUGGAGAACUAUUUCAGACCUCAGGAAAUAAUGCCUACAUUUAAUCUCAUCGUGGUGCUGCAUGACAGAGUUUAAAGACAUCAAAGUGUCAUGAUUCAUACCAUUAACACCUCCAGCUUUCCAGCAGCACCUUUGAUAUGAUAUAACCUCAUUUGAACAGAAAUGACAAUGGUCUUAGCUCAUCUUUGUUCAAAAGCAUUUUUGACUAAGAGUGCUGAGAAAUCCCAUUCACAUUCAUUUUAUUCAGGUUUGUUGAAGCCUGGAUCUCCAUGCCUAGUGAGGUGUACUUUUAGAAUAAGGGUGCUUAAUAGGAUUUAGAGUGCAUAACUAGCUUAAAAGCUAUACAAAUAGUACAGGCCCUCACAAAAACUUAUUGUGAUUUAUUUCAGGGGGGUACUUUGAGCUCAUCCUCUUGAAAAACGCUGUUAAGAGUGUGAUUACAGUAAGCAGGGCAUGAGCUACUACCUACCCCUUAGUUUAUUUGAUUGUUUGGAGUUGUUUUUGCCUCAUUAGAGAAGUCUUAGUGUGUUGUGCUGUACCCAGAUUCUCAAACAGUGUACAAAUAAAGCAGAAUUCAUGGCAUUUUUUUUAAAGGAAAAAUUUUAGGAGUAAUAUGAAAAGCUUAGUUUCUAUUUGUCAUGAAAUGCAAAAAGAAUCUUAGGAGCCCAUUCAGACUAUUUCAUUUCCAAGGGUUAUUGAGCCUGCAGCUCAAUAUAUGUUCCUUGUCUUUUUAGUUUUUCUCUUGUUAUCUUUCUGUCAGAAGAUUGUCAACCAUUUUAAAUAAAUAACAUCAUUUCAAAUCAA
Molecule: messenger RNA, 9326 nt
Organism: Monodelphis domestica (gray short-tailed opossum)
Lineage: Eukaryota; Metazoa; Chordata; Mammalia; Didelphimorphia; Didelphidae
Gene: TRDN
Product: triadin
Biological process (GO): regulation of release of sequestered calcium ion into cytosol by sarcoplasmic reticulum; regulation of cardiac muscle cell membrane potential; heart contraction
Cellular component (GO): sarcoplasmic reticulum; plasma membrane; junctional sarcoplasmic reticulum membrane
Molecular function (GO): signaling receptor binding
Source: RefSeq, a predicted model, not a curated record